Molecule: messenger RNA, 1743 nt
Organism: Leptonychotes weddellii (Weddell seal)
Lineage: Eukaryota; Metazoa; Chordata; Mammalia; Carnivora; Phocidae
Source: RefSeq, a predicted model, not a curated record
UUUACUGUCUUCACUUUCAUUUUAAUGGAGUCUGAAGUUCCCCUUCAGUGGUGUACAAUGUGAGGCAUCCUGGUAUCAUGGUUAAAAGCACAACCACUGGAGCUGGAGCAAAAUAUCCUGGCUUUAAAUGACUGCUCUGCUACUUACUAUCUGUGUGACUUGGACAAGUAAUGUGACCUCUCUGUGUCUCAGUUUUCCAAUCUUUCAAAAUGGGAUGAUAGUAAUGCCUGUUUUGAAGGGCCAUGAAGAGGAUUUAAUGACUUGAUGUUGGUAAGGGCUUACAGGGUGGCAUGUGGCAUGGUUAAAUCAAAUAGCUUGUGAAAUUUUUCAUCUUGCACUGGAAACCUAGAGCUGAGAUUUGAAUCCAGGUGGGUCUGGCAUGUUCUGUUCCUCUAUCACACAUUGGCUCUUCAAGGCAUGAGAUACCCUAGCCCCAGAGCUGUGGGCCAGAGACAUCCACUCCAGGUAGUCAUUAGCAGAUGGAUAAAAAUGAAAGCGCUGGGAUGGCUGUGCUCACCCAGAGAAGGAGGUUAUGGUCUCUCAGUGGCCAGGGUUCUAUCCUGACCUCCAACACUUACUGUGUGUCCUUGGGAAGUACAGUCAUUUGUCAGGCCUCAGUUUCCUUGGCUCUAAAAUUGAGGUUUUCCAUUCUCCUCUCUGACUCAGCUGAUGUCUGCAUGUGACAGUGCUGGCAGAGGACAGGGAUCCCUGUCACUGCUCUUCUUUCCCCAUAGCUUGGAUGGCUAGAAGCUACUGAGGAGCAUGGUAUGGGCGGAGUUGUGGCAAUUGGCCAACUUGUGGGAUUCCCAAGCGCUUCUAGUGGUCUGAAGCUGCCAACCCCUGAUUCCAGAGGAUCAGGUACCACGUGACUCCUGAUAGGAUGCACCAUUGGUCUUAGGCAGUGGGGGGCAGCUGCUCAGUUGAGACUGAGUAGGCUACUUUUACUGACCAUUCCUUUCUUUAGGGGCCCCAGGUGCCAAUGCCCAGAAUGUUGAGAGAACCAGGCCAUGAUGAUGCCCACCCCCAGGAGUAUCCUGGUGGCUUCCAAAACAUGAGAUUCCACUAUGAGCGCAACCCAGACGCAGAUAGGGUGGCAGAGAUUGGCCUGGAAGAGCUAAAUGGACUGGAGAUGGAAGUCAUGAGAAGACAGCUGCACGUGAUCACCAGCCGGCUGCGAGCCCUGGAGGACCAGGGUGCCACCUGGCGCCACAGGGAUGCUCUGUUCUUCACCAUGCUGGUGUCGGCCUGCGUCGCCAACCUGUGGCUGUGGAUGCGCCAGUGAUGCCUCAUGCCGCCUGAGCCCACUUCUCCUUCCUCUUCUUCCCUUUUCUCCCUGGGCCGCCCUUGUCCAUCUUCCUUCCAUCACCCCGCAGUCCUUAGCAGCGUCAGAGCCAUUUUCUAACUCUGAUUACACAGCUUGCCUGCGGGAGGCCCUAGCAGCUGGGAGGUAAAAGAAGUGUGGCAUUCCAAAAGUCUGAAUGGGCUGAAAUGUAGCCACUUUGGAGGGUGAGGAAGGUGGCAUCUCGUCCCCAGAGUAACACCAGUGGCAGGUGUUUCCUGCUUGCCCAUCAGGGCUCCAUAGUGACCAUCUCAGAGCUGAAACUUGCCUCUGUGCCCUCAGUGUCCCUUCUGUUCCAUCCUCUGUGGCAGGGGCUUGGCUCUGCAUUCCCAGUUUUCUUCCACUUUGUGUACAGGGCUCUACACAGAAAAUGCACUCAAUAAAAUUUCACUGAUAGCAGCAAA